AUGCCUGCCUUUCCUACUUUUGACUGCUAUGCCACCCUCGAGGUGGCACGCACUGCAACUGAGCAGGAGAUCACUGCCGCCUACCGUCGCUUAGCUCGUAUUCACCACCCGGAUAAGAACUUCAAUGACACUGAAGCCGCUACAGCAGUUUUCCAGAAGAUCCAGCUUGCAUACGAGACUCUUCAUGAUCCAUUUAAUCGUUCUCGUUAUGAUCUUCACAUAGACUCUCAGGACGCCACUACACCUCCUCGGCCCGAAUCCCAAGCGCGAUCGGAUUUUUCGGACUGGACUGAUGAGGAUGAGGAUGAGGACGAGUAUGAGGAUGGCGAUGGCAAUGGCUGGAUAUACGACGAUAUUUUCCCUCACUUCUUCCGUUUCUUCUUCAGAGACGAGGUUCAACAACCUGGUGAUCCAAGAUUUUUUGACAGAAAUAAUGCCUUUCGUCAAUUUCAGCAGGGGAGGCAAGAGCAACGUGACAUGGUCGUCGAGGAGAUUCGUAAGCGAAGAAUGGCCGAGGAAGCACGCAAAAAAGCUCGAGAAGACGAGAAGAAAUCUCAAGAAGAGAUGAAAGCCAAGCAGAAAGAGGACGAACGUAGUGCCGAAAAGUCCAGCCAAGAGAUGCGCUGGAAGGAGCUCAACGCCAUCACCAAGGAUGAGAAGGUAGAAGCCUGUCUCCACUCUGGUUUCUGCAGCAAGAUCCAGCAGUCUAAGAAGUUCAAAUGUGGCGCUUGUAAUGUGAAACGAGGCAUUAUAGCUUUCGAAUGUCCCUAUUGUUUGUCGCACAUCUGCCAGCAGUGUGUGUCUGACUUCGCCAAAAAGCGCUCCUUGGCCUCGAUGCAGGAUAGCCCUAAGCCUGAAGUUGAUCCCAAGUCAACGGCUAAGCCGGAGCCAGAGACUAAAUCCGAGACUGAAGCGGAAUCGUCAACUCAAGCGAAGGACGGCCGCCAUAACGAGGGACCCAACACUAAAUCCAAGGGUGGUAAAGGCCGCAAGAAGAAUAGAAACCAGAAGAAAUGA
Messenger RNA from Daldinia childiae, 1017 nucleotides. RefSeq lists its product as uncharacterized. The transcript is spliced from 2 exons. The coding region runs from base 1 to 1017 and encodes 338 amino acids. NCBI's taxonomy places the organism in Eukaryota, Fungi, Ascomycota, Sordariomycetes, Xylariales, Hypoxylaceae. The record is from RefSeq and is a predicted model, not a curated record.